Messenger RNA from Astrephomene gubernaculifera, 1023 nucleotides. The record is from the annotation of a GenBank genome assembly. Lineage: Eukaryota; Viridiplantae; Chlorophyta; Chlorophyceae; Chlamydomonadales; Astrephomenaceae.
GUCGGGAUGCCUGCUGCUCAAAGGCUCCUUUGUGAGAGGGCUCCUCGGAUUGCCCGCUGAGUUCUUAGGCUCAUUUCUUCGCACUCUGCAGAAGCAGGUGCCAGGCCUGGAGAAAUACCAGCUGCUGCCGGCAGCAGCGGCAGCCGCUGUGGGCGGUGCCUUGCUGGUGCAGGCUGGGUGGAGGGCGGGUGACAUGGAGGCGGCCGUGGGUGCGAUACGGGAGCUGGCUGAGAGGCUGCCGCCGGGGGCUCUGCAGGUGGAGCCGGUUAAAUGCACGAGCUCGGCUUGUCCCACGAGUUGCUUCCUUGCAGCACUGGAGCAGGAGCUGCAGGCCCUGUGGGACGAUCAGGCCGCCCGGCGGCGCGAAGGCGAGCGGGAGUGGCUGCGGAGGGUGCUGGAGCUGUGGGAUCAGCUGGGGCGCCUGCCGCCGGCGGUGUACCUGACCACGGAAGCCGGAAACUGAAGGAGCAGUCUCCUUGGCUUUGAGCACAUUUUGUCUCUGGUGCAGGCCGACACGGGGACACAUGAAGCAGUCAGGGCAACUUGUGUGGAGCACACAGGACCGGCAGCACGUUUACAGCACUUUCCACAAGCUGCAGCUCGUAUGUAGGUAUAACUUUAUUAUGGUGAAGUUUUCACCGCCGCCUUGUCGAGGUUGGGAGGUGUUCACUGGGUAACUAUACAUACGUGAGGGCGGUUAGGGAGGGCUUCUCGAUAGCUCCUGAAGGGGUGCAAGCAUCUGUUGAUCUUAGCCGCGGUGUUGGAACUAGUUACCCCUUUGGUGCGACCCGGUGUUUUGUUGUAUUGCCGUGCGCGACAGACAGAUUGAAGAGCUUUCCUGAGUUUCCGGUAGAUGGCUCCUAUGGUCGGACAGGAAGGCCCUGGAGUGCCAUACAUGUAUCUGUACUUUCCAUAUUCCAGCUUGGCAAGGUGUGAAUCUGCAAUGAGCUGUAGCAUUUACCAUAGCAUAGCAAUUGACCUCCGUGAUUUUGGCUCCGUGGCGCACGACGUGCAAGGCAGCCC